CCCCUCCCCACCCGGUCCACCCCCCUAGUAGCGAGGCUUUCACCGCGUCCACCUCCGGGGCUGGGGGCCUCCAUUACAAAGUUGGGAGGGAGUGCAUAAGUCCGGGAAGGGCCUCGGCGACCGGCAUCGUGCCCUGGGGCUGCCCUCGGCUUGGACCACACCUGAGCAUCUCCCUGGGCGCGACCCCUGUUCUCCUCCCAGACUCCGCGCACUCGCAGCUCCCCAGCAGCGAGAGGGGGAAGGAGUACAAGGGGUGGAGAAAGUAGGGGUGCGCGGGUGGGAGGCAUCUCCCUCCCCUCGGGAGCCCGGGGAAUCCCGGGCGCCAGCAGGGGCCGUGCCACCGCCCUCGCGGGACCGAGGCUUCCGGCGCGCCCCCAACUUUGUGGCGCCCUUAGGCAGCAGCGGCUGGGAUGGAGCUGCCUCCCCGCGGCCGGGCGCCGCCGGACUCGCCGCUGGACAGCUGCUCCCUGACCUCGCUGGAAUCCAGCGUCUUCUGCAGCGAGGGUGAAGGGGAGCCCCUGGCGCUCGGGGACUGCUUCACGGUCAACGUGGGCGGCAGCCGCUUUGUGCUCUCGCAGCAGGCGCUGUCCUGCUUCCCGCACACGCGCCUUGGCAAGCUGGCCGUGGUGGUGGCCUCGUGCCGGCGCCGCGGGGCUCUAGCCGCCGUGCCCAGCCCCCUGGAGUUCUGCGACGACGCCAAUCCCGUGGACAACGAGUACUUCUUCGACCGCAGCUCCCAAGCAUUCCGCUACGUCCUGCACUACUACCGCACCGGCCGCCUGCACGUCAUGGAGCAGCUGUGCGCGCUCUCCUUCCUUCAGGAGAUCCAGUACUGGGGCAUCGAUGAGCUCAGCAUCGACUCCUGCUGCAGGGACAGAUACUUCAGAAGAAAGGAGCUGAGUGAAACUUUAGACUUUAAGAAGGACACAGAAGACCAGGAAAGUCAACAUGAGAGUGAACAGGACUUCUCACAAGGACCUUGUCCCACUGUCCGCCAGAAGCUCUGGAACAUCCUGGAGAAACCUGGGUCUUCCACAGCUGCCCGAAUCUUUGGGGUCAUCUCCAUCAUCUUCGUGGUGGUGUCCAUCGUCAACAUGGCCCUGAUGUCAGCCGAGUUAAGCUGGCUGGACCUGCAGCUGCUGGAGAUCCUGGAGUACGUGUGCAUUAGCUGGUUCACCGGGGAGUUUGUCCUGCGCUUCCUGUGUGUGCGGGACAGGUGCCGCUUCCUGAGAAAGGUGCCAAACAUCAUAGACCUCCUUGCCAUCUUGCCCUUCUACAUCACUCUUCUGGUAGAGAGCCUGAGUGGGAGCCAGACCACCCAGGAGCUGGAAAACGUGGGGCGUAUCGUCCAGGUUUUGAGGCUGCUCAGGGCUCUGCGCAUGCUAAAGCUGGGCAGGCAUUCCACAGGAUUACGCUCUCUUGGAAUGACAAUCACCCAGUGUUACGAAGAAGUCGGCCUACUGCUCCUGUUUCUGUCUGUGGGAAUUUCUAUAUUUUCAACUGUGGAAUAUUUUGCUGAGCAAAGCAUUCCUGACACAACCUUCACAAGUGUCCCUUGUGCAUGGUGGUGGGCCACAACGUCCAUGACCACCGUGGGAUAUGGGGACAUUAGACCAGACACCACCACGGGCAAAAUCGUGGCCUUCAUGUGUAUCUUAUCGGGAAUCCUCGUCUUGGCCUUGCCUAUUGCUAUUAUUAACGACCGCUUCUCUGCUUGCUACUUCACCUUAAAGCUCAAGGAAGCAGCUGUUAGACAGCGCGAGGCUCUGAAGAAGCUUACCAAGAAUAUAGCCACUGACUCAUAUAUCAGCGUGAACCUGAGAGAUGUCUAUGCCCGGAGUAUCAUGGAGAUGCUUCGAUUAAAAGGCAGAGAAAGAGCAAGUACUAGGAGCAGUGCAGGAGAUGAUUUCUGGUUUUGAAUUCACUUUCAACUUAUUUACAAAAGCUUGUGUAAAACUAACUCGAUUGAUAAAGCCUUGAUAUGGAUGUCUGUAUACUGCUGAGGAGUCUCUUUUGAGUACUUCCUGUGUUAAUUUUAGUUGAUACAUUGCUUGUUCUACUAAAAUAGUUCGCAUCCCCCAAAACAACUAUACAUUUCUUUGACACAUUUGAACCUCAAGAAUAGCCAUUUAACACAACCCAGUACAAC
This is a messenger RNA of Ceratotherium simum simum (southern white rhinoceros), 2149 nucleotides long. It is a transcript of the gene KCNV1, whose product is annotated as potassium voltage-gated channel modifier subfamily V member 1. Gene Ontology annotation, cellular component: voltage-gated potassium channel complex; membrane. The record is from RefSeq and is a predicted model, not a curated record. Gene Ontology annotation, molecular function: protein binding; voltage-gated potassium channel activity. Lineage: Eukaryota; Metazoa; Chordata; Mammalia; Perissodactyla; Rhinocerotidae. Gene Ontology annotation, biological process: action potential; potassium ion transmembrane transport; protein homooligomerization.